UCCACGCUGAGAGGGUCACGGUCCAGGGAUGGGCAGCAAGCACUGAGGGUCACUCUGAGAGAGAGAGAGAGAGAGUGAGAGGAAGAGAGAGAGAGAGAACAAGCAAGCUGAGCAGGACGCUAACACAGUGAACAAGGGAGAAUGGUGGCCGAGGAGGUGGUCGUCAGCCUGUCUGGGGGAGCGCCGUGGGGCUUUCGGCUCCAGGGGGGAGCUGAGCAGGGCAAAGCUCUCCAAGUAGCCAAGGUAAGGAAGCGCAGUAAAGCCUGCCGUGCUGGUCUGCGGGAGGCUGAUGAGCUGCUGGCCAUCAAUGAGCUGUCAUGUGGAGAACUCUCUCACGCCCAGGCCAUGAACCUGAUUGACAAUGGCAGAGGAACCCUUCACCUGCGUGUCAGAAGGUCCCCUGGCCUCCAGUCCCUGAUGCUCCUCGGCCCCUCCUCCACUCCCCACAUGGACGAGGCGUACCGUGCGGCGCUGCAGGCCCUGUCCCCUCCGCUGUCCUCCAUGGCUCUGCGCGGGGGCUCGGGCUGCAUCACGUCCCCGCCGGACAGCGAGGCGUACUACGGCGAGACGGACAGCGACGCCGACGUGGUGGCCCAGGAGCGCCAGCGCCGCCAGAAGCGCCGCAGCCCCAGCAGCUCCCCCGCCAAGCCGCCGCACCAGGAGGAGGAGACCUCGGAGAUGAGCGGCUACGAGAGCGCGCCCGACGCCAGCGGCUACAUGAGCCAGCUGCAGCACCGCUGGGCCGACAUGCAGAGCCAACCUCCCCCUCAGCACCAGCAGCACCAGCAGCACCAGCAGCAGCAGCAGCACCAGCAGCACCAGCAGCAGCAUCAGCACCAGCAGCAGCAGCAGCAGCAUCAUGUGCUACCGGGCGUGGCGCGCAGGGAGGUGGUCUACCAGCCGCCGCCGACCGAGUGGGGGCUCCAGGAGAACGCGGGCCAGAACUCGGGCCAGAGCAGCCCAAACGACAGCCAGGGGGCGGGGGAGGGCGACAGCGGCUUCCAGGAGGCUCCGGCUGUGAAGCCCCCGCCGCUGGUGUCUCCUGAGCGGGCCAGAGAAGCCCUGAUGCUGGCCUCCUGCAGGCAGCUGGUGCCCAUGGUGGGGCCCUUGGAGACGCCUAUGGACGACGAGCUCACAGCCACCUACAAGGACAAAGCCAGACAGGCCAAACUGCACAGAGGUGAGAGCGGGCAGGAGAAGCAGGUGAAGGAGGCACGCACCAAGUGCCGCACCAUCGCCUCCCUGCUGACCGACGCGCCCAACCCCCAUGCCAAGGGUGUGCUGAUGUUCAAGAAGCGCAGACAGCGCGCCAAGAAGUAUACGCUUACCUGCUUCGGCAGUGCAGACGACGCCAGUCUCUCCCGCAGCGAGACUGAAGACGAGGAGGAAGAAGGAAGCAGCUUCCCUGGCAGCGAGUCAGAGCUAGAAGAGGAAGGCUUCUUCGCCUCCACCGAGCCAGACCCGGUCUGGGACAGUGGCUACCUGGACCUACUGGACAGAAGGUCCUCAGCCUACAUAGGAGAGUUUGACAGUGUCCAAGAGAGCAGCCCAGGGCUGAAUAUGUCGGGGAAGGGUGCUCAGCUAUUUGAACAGCAGAGGCAGCGGGCAGCAAAGCCUGUUGCACCACCGCCCGUUGCGGCGAAGCCUGUCAUGGCAAAGCCGACCGCAGCGCCGCUAUCACUCAUGUCUGAUGAGCAGCUGGCAGAGAUGACCGCAGAGAUGCCCCCAGCUCCUCCAGCCUACACAGCUCCGCCGAUGACUAUGAACUCGGGCUUGGUGAACGGAGAUUCAACGGUGGUGAGCCGCACCAGCGUGGUACUAACUCCUCCAGGCCAUGCAAUGUCAAUGCCAGGCGGUGGGCCUGAUACCAUGGACUCACAAGCUGGCACCAAUGUCCACAACCGGACCGCCAAGCCGUUUUCCCCUGGCUGCGUGACCAACCGGGCCGCCACUGCCCCUGUGGUAUUCCGGCCCAGUCCUGCCCGGAAGGCGGUGUCUGUAGCCAACAUGCCAGCAGCCUUCUCUUCUUCUUCCAGCGGUCCAGAGGUGAAGCGAGCAGUCUCCUCUACCUCCCUCUACAUCCCCGCCCGGCCCGCCACCGUGAGCGGACCUCCCUCGGCAGGGGCGUCUCCGCUCUCUCCACGCAACUCCGUGUCUGUGGCCUCCUUCCCCCCUCCGGCCCCACAUCCAGCUCCUCAUUCUGCUCACCAGGCUACUUAUUCAGCUCCUCAACAGGCUACUUAUUCGGCUCCUCAUUCUGCUCCUCCCCAGGCUCCUCAUUUUGCUCCUCACCAGGCUGCUCGUUCUGCUCCUCAGCAGGCUACUUAUUCAGCUCCUCACCAGGCUCCUCAUUCUGCUCCUCAGCAGGCUACUUAUUCAGCUCCUCAUCAGGCUCCCUACCAGGCUCCUCAUUCUGCUCCUCACCAAGCUCCACAUUCUGCUCCUCACCAGGCUGCUCGUUCUGCUCCUCAGCAGGCUACUUAUUCAGCUCCUUCUGCUCCUCCUGCCUUCUCCCAGGCCCCUGUGCAACUCCCAUCCUAUAACCCACCUCCCCCUACCAUGAGCCAGCCCUAUUCUCCUCCCUCAACCAUGGCUGCUGCACCAUUCUCCCCACCAGCUCCUCAUGCUGCCCCCUACUCUCCUCAAGAGGCUCCAGCCUACUACCCUCCUCAGUCCAUGCCCUACUCUGCUCCUGCUCCUCCUCCUGUGCCUGCAAAACCAUUAUACUCCUCACCUCAUUCCCAAGCUGCACCUUUCUCCCCCCCUCAACAAAACAUGCCCCUCUCACCUCCUUACCAGCCGAGUGCCCCCUUCCCUCCUCCUUCUGCCAUGUCCAUGUCCUACUCCCAACCUCCUGCCAAUGUAGCCUCCACUUACCCCCCAGCUCCUGUGUCUGCUCCUUAUGCGCCAUCCCAGCCAGUUCCUGCCUCCCUCUCAAACCUGCAGCCACCACCCACAGCUCCAAAAGUGUCCUUCAACCCCUACGUUGAUGUGUCCGCGUCGCCUCAGCCUCCCGCCGUCCCGUCUCCUCAGCCAUACCAGGUGGCGGGCGGGGGGCCGGAGGAGCUGGCGUCUAGAGAGCAGAGGAUCGCCGUGCCAGCGGGCAAGACCGGCAUCUUGCAGGACGCCCGCAAGCGCAGUAGUCGCAAGCCCAUGUUUAGUGCCCCGGAGGAGAAGAAAGGCCUCUCUCCAAACCCGGCGCUGCUGAACAUGGUGCAGAACCUGGACGAGAGACCCCAGGGUGACCCCGGCUUCGAGUCUGGCCCCGAGGAGGACUCCCUCAACCUGGGCGCAGAGGCCUGCAACUUCAUGCAGCGUGGGAGAGGCGGCAAGCACCAUCCUCCACCUGUGGCUCCCAAGCCGUCCCGCGCUGCCACCGCUCCACCACCCCCGCCCUCCCUGCAGACUGGAGGCAAGGGGGCCGAGCUGUUCGCACGCCGGCAGAGCCGCAUGGAUCGCUACGUGGUGGACAAGCAGCAACCGCACCCGAUGUCCCCUGCCCUGCCCCGCGAUCCCUCCCCCACCCCAUCUCUCCCCUCCCACUGGAAGUAUUCCCCCAACAUCAGGGCCCCUCCUCCCAUCAACUACAACCCCCUGUUGUCCCCCUCCUGCCCCCCCGUUGCCCAACGUGCCCCCAGGGUCUCCGAGGCCCCUCGCGUGGCCCAGAAACCGGGCUUGAGACCUGUGGACUAUAUGAACCGCCAGCCCUACCAGCUCAACUCGUCCCUUUUCAGCUACGGGGGCGGAGUGCCUCAGCUGCCGCAGCAGCCACAAGGCGCCUCUCUCACCACACCCCGACAGGUGCCAGUCAAGGCGGCACGCGUCUACGAGAUCAAGCGCUUCUCCACCCCCACCCCCAUGUCGGCCCCUACCUCCCUGACCCCAACCGUCAUCGUGCCGCGCUCGGCUACCACGUUGGCCGAGCCCAUCUGGAGGUCUGAGGCGGCGUCACCCCCACUUCGGGCCCCGGCACCCGCCCCUUACACCCCAGCACCCGCCACCUACAACCAGGCCCCCACCCCGUACUCCCCUACUGCUCGACCCCCGCCGCCCUCAGUGACCCUCCCCGCACUGCCCCACUUCCAGGGCUCGGCCCACGCCCCGGCUCCCGCUCAGCCGUACGGCGCCCAGUUCCAGGCUGGCAAGCAGUUCAAGAGUGCCCCUGAGCUGAGUCCCCUGUCGGUGAACCCAGCCAUGCGCUCCAGCAGCACCCAGCCCCUCAGGGUGCCCCGGCCACGCUUCAGCACCUCCAAUGCUGGCCUGCAGCCCAACGUGUGGAGACCCGGCUCCAUGAUCCACUAAGGGAGCCAGGGAGGAAGACCGAAGGAGCAGUAGCACAGAGGAAACAUCUAGAAUGUGAUCCAUACAUGGCAUGAUGUGCUACUAUCACUUUUUUUCUGACAGUAAUUGAUAUACAGUAAUGUUUUGAUUCACUUAUCUAACUCAAAGUGAUCAGUCACUUGUAGCAGUCUCUUUAUCAAAAGUUCAUUUAUCAGUGAGUAACAAUUUCAUGUUUGCAGUGACCAGAUUCUCUACAAUAUACAUAUAUCAUUAGAUUUAAACUGCUCUAGAUUUUAUGCCAUUAGAUUUAAACUCUGUAAACUUCACUGGCACACAAAUGGCAAUGCUGAAAGAAAAAUGUGUUAUUUUAAGCGUUCACUUAUAGAUUUGAACACAUGUCAAGUCAUGGUAAUGUUUAUGGAAAAGCAUUGUGGAAAGGUUAAGCAUUCUACAGUAAUGUAUCCUUCAAGGAAUGGUUGCAUUUAAAAGCACAGUAGAUUCACUUUUUAUUGACUAAAAGGCUUUAUGUGUGCACUCUGUUCUACAAUUAAUGUUGUUUAAACACACAAACAAUUUAACACGUUGUCAUUUGUUUUUUGUUUGUUCAAACAUUAUUGUAUUCUGUCUUUUGCUACCUAGAUGUUCUGCUGCGUAUAAUUGUAUAGCUUGCAUAUUGUGUUAUUUUCCCUAGCCUUGGCUAACAUGAUGGAUUCAGUGGUUUUCUUUAUUUCAUGGCUCCCUGAGUUUGCUCUGGAUUGUUUAUGGUUCUUUUGAGCUUCUAUUUGUCACUGCCAGAGAUGCAGCUUCUGUUCAAAUCCUUGUUGCUAUUCAGUCUCACAGAUGCAGUGUAUGUCUAUGCUGUUUUAUAGGGACACCAGACAACGCCAUGAAUUUUAUGUUCUAUUUCUGAAGUUCUGUGAGAUGUAUAACUUUGGUGGUGAGAAAUGUGUAUGUUUUGGUAAUAACUGGGGCCAAGCAGAGGGAAAAACAAGUGAAGACAAACAGCAUCAUCAAAGACGAUGGUGAUGACAAGGUAGUUCUUUUAAAAAAAGCAUUAGAUGAAAUGUGGAAGAGGGAAAAACAAGUGCGAAGGAGUAAAAAUAGACCACAGUGUGUCCCGGAGAAGCAGGUCGAGAGGAGAUGUGCGUGACUUGUGUGUCAUGUUUUUUCUGUUGCUCAGCCUUCUGUGUCUGCCAGUUCACCUGCGCUCACCUCCUCCGCCACUUUAAUGAAAGCAGUGACAGAUGAACAGACGCUCAGAUCAAUGAAAUAAUGAAUCUGUCCCUGGCAGUGACAGCGAGCCACUGACUCUCUCAAAGCCCCUGGUGUCUAGCGGCAGAAUGAAUAGAAAGCUCAACGCGGUGGCGUUACAGAAAGGAUACAGUUUUUUUUCCACCAGGUGAGAUAGAAGCUGCUGUACAUAAAAGGAACACAAAAAUGUACGUGCACUAGAAUGGACGAGGAACCGGAGACGGGAGAUAUAUUGAGAUAUGCAAUUAUCUUUACUCUAAUGUGUUUUGAAUUAUUUAUUGUCUAUGUAGGAUGGCCCAAUGGCUGUGCGUGGCCAGGGGCGGGGGGGGGUCUCGUUUCCACUUGUAUUGCCCCGAGAGCGGAACCCCAGGAGGCCUGUUACAGUAGCACCCUGAGCUCCUCUACGAGCUCCAGAGGGACUGGUGAAGCAGGAGAGUGUGACUGUGACAGACAGGCACACAUCACCUGGGCUUGGCCAUGGCUGAUGAGCCCACACGGCAGCCCAUUUCACUGACCUUUUCAGAACGAAUCCUGUGAGGUACAGUACGGACUCAGUGAGAAUAUGGUUGAGGACUGGCUAGAAUAGUUUUCUGGCUUUUAUAAUGAAAGAGAUAGCCUACUGUUAUGGGUUGAAAGCAGGUAAUAGGAAUUUAGAAAUGAAAGUAAAGCUGAUCACCGCAGCUUUGCAGAUUGCUAGGUACACCAUGGCGGAGUCAGUGCCUUGCUGCAUGCAGGGAGAGAAUUAAAGACAAUGUACCUUAGAGCAUAGAGGUGCAGCUAGUUUUUCCUAUGUUGUAAACAUGUUUGUUUUUAACAUGGUUUCUUGUGUCAUUUGCUUUCACGUGUUCAUGUCAUUUGUAUAGUUGCUUUUCAUGUUUCAUGUAUUAUUUUAAAUUCACUUCAUACCAUGGUUGACAAAAAUGGCAACAUGAUCAAGUUUUUUUUAGCUUUUUAUAGGUGGCUGAAAUAUAGUUGAAUUGUAACAGAUCAGGAGCAAGAUAAUGCUAGUGAAAAAAUAGGUUGUUGUUUUAAUGUUGGUGGUAUAGGACAUACUUGUUCUUGCCUGGGAGGCUGGGUUUUGGGUAUGGAGAGUCCAAGAAGAAUAAAAAUAGAACUGAAUUCC
Sardina pilchardus (European sardine) is the source of this 6655-nucleotide messenger RNA. RefSeq names its product synaptopodin 2-like b (gene synpo2lb). The transcript is spliced from 4 exons. Gene Ontology annotation, biological process: positive regulation of actin filament bundle assembly. The coding region runs from base 142 to 4302 and encodes 1386 amino acids. The record is from RefSeq and is a predicted model, not a curated record. Gene Ontology annotation, molecular function: actin binding. NCBI's taxonomy places the organism in Eukaryota, Metazoa, Chordata, Actinopteri, Clupeiformes, Clupeidae. Gene Ontology annotation, cellular component: Z disc; actin cytoskeleton; nucleus.